Molecule: messenger RNA, 1578 nt
Organism: Cotesia glomerata
Lineage: Eukaryota; Metazoa; Arthropoda; Insecta; Hymenoptera; Braconidae
Gene: Rtca
Product: RNA 3'-terminal phosphate cyclase
Exons: 7
Coding region: 379-1515 (378 amino acids)
Biological process (GO): RNA processing
Cellular component (GO): nucleus
Molecular function (GO): RNA-3'-phosphate cyclase activity
Source: RefSeq, a predicted model, not a curated record
AACCUAUUUGAGAAUUCUGUCGUCGGAAGCUACUAUUUGUGUAGUGAUUUAAUUUUCUGGUAAGACCAGGGAUAGUAAAGAAAGCAGUGGUGGGAGUCUAGAAGUACUGGGAGACAAAUUAUAUUUAUAAAGAGAAAGAUAGACAGCACACGUGCAGAUGCAGACGCUCGUUAAAGAUUAAUCUAAAAGAAGGUAUCACUCUAAAUUUGUCAAUUGACGUUAAUGUAAACAAACAUUUCAAUUUUUUAAAAUAACAAACAACUAAUAACAAUAAUUUAUAUAUUUUUUGAUUAUCACAAGUUUUAUCAAAAUUGCAUAAGUAAUUAUUGCACAUAUACAUUAAUUAAUUAUAAUAUCAAAAUAAAGCUAUUUAAAGUCAUGUCAGUGAUGAAAAUUGAUGGAAGUCUAGGAGAAGGGGGUGGACAAGUACUGAGAAUAGCAAUAAGUUUGAGUGCUCUUUAUAAAAUACCGAUUGAAAUUGAAAAUAUACGAGCUGGACGUCCAAAGCCAGGAUUAGCCGCCCAACAUCUUAAAGGAGUGGAAAUCGCACAGAGUAUGUGUAAUGCUCAGGUAAAGGGCGCUUACCCUGGCUCAACGCGAUUAGAAUUCAUUCCAGGAGUAUUAAGUCAAACACAGAAGCGAACUUUUCAUGCUGAUACCCAAACUGCAGGUUGUACAAUUUUGCUCGCUCAGGUCGCUUUGCCCAUAGCACUGUUUUUGCCUCCUGGUGACCCAAUCACCCUCAUUCUUAGAGGAGGAACAAACGUGCCCAUGGGUCCUCACAUUGAAUAUCUCACAGAAGUAUUUCGACCUUGGUUAAAUAAAUUUGGUGCUGAUUUUGACUUUACUGUUUUAAAAAGAGGAUAUUACCCAAAAGGAGGCGGAGAAAUUCAUCUCAGAAUACCACCAAUAAAAAGUUUGAAUUCUGUUGAGAUGCUGCAGCUGGGUGACAUAAGAAGUAUUUCAGGAUGGGCUUAUGUUGCUGGUUCUGUUCCCUUAUCUGAGGCUUACAAUAUGGCAGAAGUGACUAAAAAUACAAUACAUAAAAAAUUGACUGAUAAUAAUAUUCAAGUUCCAUCAAUUAAUAUUGAAGCUUAUCGAGAAGAUAGAGAAAUGGCUGUUGGCAAUGGAUCUGGCAUCAAUGUCGUCUGUCAACUGAACAGUGGAUCUGUUUUCGGAGGCUCUGGAUUAGGCUCAAAUCGUCGUGACAGUAAAUCAGAGCCCGCUACUGAGGCUGCUGAGCAAAUUAUUAAUCCUAUUCUUGAUGGCUCGUGCAUUGAUGAGCAUAUGCAGGAUCAAAUGGUACUUUUGAUGGCUUUGGCGCAUGGUCGUUCGAGACUGCUACUAGGCAAACAACAACUUACUCUUCACACGGAGACUGCAAUAAAAGUAGCCGAAUUAAUGCUAGGAGAUCGCGGCUUUCGAUGUCAAGUAAUAACGAAUCGGGACGCCGGUGACUCAAAGCAGUAUAUUCUCGAGUGCGAUGGAUGUGGUUUGUUAAAUGCCGCUAAUUAACCAAAAUUACAAGAAAUAACUUUUAUAAAUUAUUAAAAUAUAUAUGAAAUAAGGAACUGAAUA